AUGCCAACUGCAUCACGUAUUUUCAGUAGUUCGAUUCGCAAGUUGAAACUUCCGAUAUUACUCACCAGAAACCCUAAUAUCCUCGAUGAGAACACCCAACUAACCACUCUCAAUGUCAAUUCAGUAGGACCAAAAGAAAUCGAUUUCAUUAGAAGUCAACUUGGCAGUAUCACCAAGCUCAUCGUUCCUAAUGUAUUAUGGGGAUUAGUGGCAUCGAAAUCACCAUCGAUCAAACGCAUCAUCUUUCACAACUAUAAUGUCAACGAUCAUUGCGCAUAUUCAAAGACCAAUAGCAAUAGAGCCACUGGCUAUGCACACAUCAAAUCGAAACAUCGACCAUUCACUAGUACGCUUGGCACAAUCAAAACGUAUGCCAAGAAGAUCUACGAUGCUUCAGAGAAUCACAUUGAAAACCAAACGAUCGAAGAGACCUAUCCAAAUCUCAAGUUUCUAUACUGUCAUGAUUCCAGCUAUUUUAAUGAUAGAGUUUUUUAUAAAGAAUAUUUAUUUGAAUUUUUAAAUAAAAAUAAAGAGUAUAGACAACAAUCUCACAAAGAAGAACAAGACAUGGACAAAGAGCAGGAAAAGUUGAAAGAGUUCAUUAAUGAAAUGGCUGCAAUCGGAGUUCCUAUCUACAAAUCUAGUGAAUGCAAAACCAUAUCGGAUGCUGUUGACAAAAUAGGAUUUACUUAUCGAGACUCUGGUUUAUUUACAAAUCAUACUGGUGUAGUAUUAGAUAUUUCUUCAUUGUCAAAUGAAUUCAAAUAUGCAGGUUUGAAACUAUUAACUUUGACUAUCAAUGAUCCACAUAGUAAUGUUUCUAGAUCUACAACUUCGAAUAUGCCAAUUGAACCUAUAAUUACUAAAACAACAACAACUUCAAGUGAUCUUGGUGGACCAGUUACAAUUUCAGGUGAUUUAUUCGAUUCAGUUAAUUCUUUUGGUUUUAAAACAAUCAAAACGAUUCAAAUUGGAUCACAAUCAUGUUUGAAUGUUGUUGAUCUCUCAGUUUAUAGUAACUCAUUCAUUUGUCAACUUGGACCAAUUUCAAAGAUGUCAAACAAUCAACAAUUCACAAAUAUUCCAAUUCUUGUUACAAUUGAAGGAGCAACAUCAAACAAUUCAACUAUAUUAUUCAAUUAUGAUGUUCCUUCAAUUUCAAAUAUUUAUCAAAAUGGAAGUAAAAUCUAUUUUGAAGGUGAACUCUUGGGAUAUUCUUCUCAAAUUUCAAAAACAUGGAUCUCAGUUUCAAAUUCAACAAUGAUAAAUAAUUCAUUUGUACCAACUCAAAUCGAUAUCGAAUCAUUACCACUUGUAUCUAAUAGAUCAUCAGUUAAUAGAAAAUGGAUUGUUCAAUUUAGAAUUCCAAAUAAUUUCAAAUCAGGAUUAUUUAAUUUUUUCAUCAGCAAUCAUAACAAUCAAUUAAUAUCAAACUCUGUUCAACUUUCAAUCAAAGCAGAUAUAGGUGAAAUAUCUACACCACAAACCAAAGGCGAUACUCUUACUAUUUUUGGUGCUCUAUUUGGAAAUCCAAUAUCAAUUAAAUUCACAAACAGACCUGAUAUCAAAAAUACAUCGAAUCCGAUGUUGAUUGAUUCAUCAACUAUUAUUGUGAAUAUAUCUCCUGGAUCUGGUCAGAAUAUUGAUUUGGAAUUGAAUGUUAAUGGUGUUAUUACUUCAAAAUCAUUCAGAUAUCAUGAACCUACAAUAACAAGUGUAACUCCAAUUUCAAGACAUGGAGGUGUAAUAACGAUAUCUGGAUCAAAUUAUGAUGUUAAUAACACAUCUGUAUUUAUAUUCAAUACUAUUGGAUGUAAUACUACCACAAUUGUAAACGAUACAACAAUAUAUUGUCAAGUAAAAUUGAAUGGUUCAGACACUUUGAAAUUUGGAGAGAAUCUAAAUGUCACUAUUAUUGUCAAUACUCAGAUUGUAAUCAGUUCAACAUUAAACAUUACAUCGAUCACAGGAGGACAAGAAACAAAUAUUCUUCGGAUUGUACUUCCAAUUGAAAGAAAGAAAAAGAAGAGAAGUCUCCAAUUUUUAACAUUUGAGAAAAUCAAGUCCUCAACAACCCUUUUGAAACCAGUCCAAUAA
This is a messenger RNA of Heterostelium album PN500, 2097 nucleotides long. It is a transcript of the gene tgrI1, whose product is annotated as IPT/TIG domain-containing protein. The record is from RefSeq and is a predicted model, not a curated record. Bases 1 to 2097 code for a protein of 698 amino acids. The transcript is spliced from 7 exons. Lineage: Eukaryota; Evosea; Eumycetozoa; Acytosteliales; Acytosteliaceae.